Messenger RNA from Clarias gariepinus (North African catfish), 1954 nucleotides. RefSeq names its product basic leucine zipper and W2 domains 1a (gene bzw1a). Lineage: Eukaryota; Metazoa; Chordata; Actinopteri; Siluriformes; Clariidae. The record is from RefSeq and is a predicted model, not a curated record. The transcript has 12 exons. Gene Ontology annotation, cellular component: cytoplasm; membrane. Gene Ontology annotation, molecular function: protein binding. Bases 132 to 1391 code for a protein of 419 amino acids.
GGAGGGGAUUUUGUUGGUAGGGCUCGGGACAGCACUGUAUCGCUUUGUUCGUGGUUCAAAAGCCCGUUUUUAUUAGAAUUCAUUUCGGUGAGUCUCACUCUGUGUUUCACAGACACUUUCAGGUGUCUUUUAUGAAUAAUCAAAAGCAGCAAAAGCCAACGCUAACCGGCCAGCGUUUUAAAACACGGAAAAGAGAUGAAAAGGAGAGAUUUGACCCUACUCAGUUUCAAGAAAGUAUUGUGCAAGGCUUGAACCAAACUGGCACUGAUUUGGACGCAGUUGCGAAGUUCCUCGAUGCCUCUGGCGCUAAGCUCGACUACCGCCGGUAUGCAGAGACACUCUUCGACAUCCUGGUGGCCGGUGGAAUGCUGGCCCCAGGUGGAACCCUUUCUGAUGACAUGACCCGUACUGAGUACUGUCUCUUCACUGCAAAUGAAGACCUGGAGACAAUGCAAGCUUAUGCUCAGGUUUUUAACAAGCUGAUCAGGCGGUACAAGUACCUGGAGAAGGGGUUUGAGGAGGAGAUCAAGAAGCUGCUGCUGUUUUUAAAAGGCUUCACGGAGUCUGAGCGCAACAAACUGGCCAUGCUGACAGGCAUCCUGCUGGCCAAUGGGAACAUUUCAGCAUCCAUCCUGAACAGCCUCUUCAAUGAGAACCUGGUUAAAGAAGGUGUGUCCGCUGCCUUCGCCGUCAAACUGUUUAAAUCCUGGAUCAACGAGAAGGACAUCAACUCGGUCGCCGGCAGUCUGCGCAAAGUCGGCAUGGACAACAGACUGAUGGAACUCUUUCCUGCCAACAAACGGAGCUGCGAGCACUUCUCAAAAUAUUUCACAGACGCCGGGCUAAAGGAGCUCUCUGAUUUUGCUCGCAAUCAGCAGUCCAUCGGUGCUCGCAAAGAGCUUCAGAAAGAGCUGCAGGAGCAGAUGGCGCGUGGAGAGACCCUCAAAGACAUGAUUGGUUAUGUACGUGAGGAGAUGAAGAAGACCAGCAUCUCUGAGCAGACUAUGAUUGGCAUCGUGUGGACGAGCGUCAUGAGCUCCGUAGAGUGGAACAAGAAGGAGGAGCUCGUCACCGAGCAAGCCAUCAAACACUUGAAGCAAUACAGCCCGCUGCUGAAAGCGUUCACGACGCAGGGCCUGUCUGAACUCACGCUGCUCCUAAAGAUCCAGGAGUACUGCUACGACAACAUCCACUUCAUGAAGGCCUUCCAGAAGAUCGUGGUGCUGCUCUACAAAGCUGAUGUUUUGAGUGAGGAAGCCAUUCUAAAGUGGUACACCGAAGGGCACUUGGCCAAGGGCAAGAGCGUCUUCCUGGAGCAGAUGAAGAAGUUUGUGGAGUGGCUGAAGAACGCAGAAGAAGAGUCUGAGUCUGACGAGGAAGAGGGAGACUGAGGCGCUUCAGCCGAUGCCACUCGCAGAAUGUUUUUGUUACAAAAGUGCUCGUCUUACGGAGUUUCUUUGCCCACCUCCACCACUUUUUUUUUUUUUUUUUUUUUCCCCCCCCAUUCACACGCUCUCCAACCAUAACACUUUAGACGUUGUUUAAGGGCUUUGUAAUGGUUAAUUUUAACAGAUUUUGUUUUUGUAUCUAGUCUUAAGGUUUACACUUUAAACACAGAUCAUGACUAUGGAAGCCAUCUUCUUUUUGUAAAAUUAAAUCGCAAGAUUAAAAUUUUACCCCUCCCCAUGCACUCACUUUAUUCUUUGCCAUCUCUUAAAUGUUGGAAUCUGCGAGUUGCUCACAUCAUGACGGCGGAUUGGACCGAUGAGAGAAAGAUGUUCCGGUUAAAGCCCUGACCCUCUAUUAGAAUCAUGACUAGCUGCGACAACUAGUCUCCUAGUUGUUCUUUGCAAACAGAAAAAAACAAAUGUGACUUUAUCUCCACUUUUGAUUUUUUGCAGAUUUCUUUAAUCCUCUGGACCUUUUUUUUAAAGAAAUAAAAAUAAGAAAUUAA